This is a messenger RNA of Arabidopsis lyrata subsp. lyrata, 1480 nucleotides long. RefSeq names its product S-locus-specific glycoprotein S13. Gene Ontology annotation, biological process: recognition of pollen. The record is from RefSeq and is a predicted model, not a curated record. NCBI's taxonomy places the organism in Eukaryota, Viridiplantae, Streptophyta, Magnoliopsida, Brassicales, Brassicaceae.
GAAAAAAAUCUAUAAAUGAAGGAAGAAGAUAGAAGAACAUAUAUGAAAAUAUUGUGGAGAGAGAUGAGAGGCGUACGAAACAUCUACCACCAUUUUUACACCUUUUCCUUCUUCCUUGUCUUCACUCUCUUUCGUCCUGCAUUUUCAAUCCAUGUCAAUACUUUGUCACCUACAGAUUCUCUUACAAUCUCAAGCAACCGAACCAUUGUGUCUCCUGGUGAUGUUUUCGAGCUUGGUUUCUUCAAACCCUCCUCGGAUACUUCUCAUUGGUAUCUUGGGAUAUGGUACAAGAAAAUCUCCGAGCGAACUUAUGUAUGGGUUGCUAAUAGAGACAACCCUCUCUUGAGUUCCAUUGGAACUUUCAAAAUCUCCGACACUAACAACCUGGUUCUCCUCGAUCACUCAAACAACAUUGUUUGGUCGACGAAUCUCACCACAAGAGACGUGAUAUCUCCGGUGGUUGUCGUAGAGCUUCUCGAUAAUGGCAACUUGGUGAUGAGAUACUCCAACAACAACAACAACGACCCAAGUGGGUUUCUGUGGCAGAGUUUCGAUUAUCCGACAGAUACUAUACUUCCGGAAAUGAAACUUGGUUUGGAUCUUAAUACUGGAUUCAACAGAUUCCUAAGAUCUUGGAGAAGUACUGAUGAUCCGGCAAGUGGAGAUUAUUCGUACAAACUCGAAACUCAAGGGGUUCCUGAGUUUUUUCUAUGGAGUGAAGACGUUCCAAUACACCGAACCGGUCCAUGGAACGGAAUCCGGUUUAGCAGUGUACCUGAUAUGCGACAGUUGAAUGAAAUGGUUGAUAAUUUCACAGACAAUAAAGAAGAGAUUACAUACACAUUCCUGAUGACCAAGACCAACAACGAUAUCUACUCCAGAUUGACAGUGAGUCCUUCAGGAUAUUUUCAACAAUAUACGUGGAUUCCGCCGUUAGGGAAUUGGAGCAGGUUAUGGGCUUUACCAAGAGAUCAAUGUGAUUUGUUCAACAUAUGUGGACCUUAUAGUUACUGUGACUACGCAAACAACCCGAUGUGUAGUUGUAUCUUGGGAUUCGAGCCUAAGGAUCCGCGCGCAUGGGAGUUGAAAGACUGGUUACAUGGAUGUGUAAGGAAGACAGAACUAAACUGUGUCGGAGAUGCGUUUUUACGGAUGGCGAACAUGAAGUUGCCGGAAACUACAACUGCGAUUGUGGACAAGAGUAUUGGGGUGAAGGAGGAAUGUUUCGAGAGGUGCAAGAAAGAUUGUAAUUGUACGGCGUUUGCGAAUGCUGAUAUCCGAAAUGGCGGGUCGGGUUGUGUACUUUGGACCGGAGCUCAUGGAUAUUCGGAACUACGUGGAAGAAGGUCAGGAACUUUACGUCAGAUUAGCGGCAGCUGAUCUUGGUUUAGCUGAUCUUGGUUUACUUAAGAAAAAUAAGUUGUGGUUGAUUAUUACCGGAUUGGAACUUGUUAUUAUGGGUUUAUUUAAGACACAUACG